Messenger RNA from Didymosphaeria variabile, 1170 nucleotides. RefSeq lists its product as uncharacterized. The transcript is spliced from 3 exons. Lineage: Eukaryota; Fungi; Ascomycota; Dothideomycetes; Pleosporales; Didymosphaeriaceae. The record is from RefSeq and is a predicted model, not a curated record. The coding region runs from base 1 to 1170 and encodes 389 amino acids.
AUGCCUCUUAUAGUCAUCGUUGGCAUCAACGGGCGGCAAGGCACCUCGGUCGCGAACGCCUUUCUCGAUGCGCCAGGUUUCCGGAUCCGCGGUCUGACAUCUUCCCCGGACUGUCCCGCGAGCGAAAAAUGGAAGGACCUCGGGGUCGAGAUACGGGAAGAGACAUUCGUCGACGAAGAACACGCGAGGGCGAGCUUCGAGGGAGCAGCCGCCAUCUUCGCGAUGACAAGCUACCAUAAGCCUUUCGAGGACCGCCGAGCAAAGCUAGCAUACGAAGUGGGCUUGAUCAAGAUCAGCAUGGCGCAAUUCGCCCUGCGACGGGCCGCCUACCAAGGACGCAUACUUUUCGACGCCGUCGCGGAUACUCGUGGACUGCAUCGAUUUGUCCUGUCUACACUGCCAGUUGUACUCCCCGGCGCAAAAUAUGCUACGCACCUAGCCCAGGCAAAUUAUCACACCAAAAAGGAACAACUCAAUUAUCUAACACGCUGUCUGCCCAGUUUGGCAGCCAAGACGAUCGCGGUGAAGCCAUGCAUGCGCAUGGAGGACUAUCGAAUGACGCUGCAAAUGAACGAAGCUGGGACUCUCUCGUUCGGAACUAUUGCACCAGCUUACGUGCCCUUGCACUGGAUCAACAUGAGAGACGACUUCGGCAUCUUCGUCCGUACUCUUCUCCUCAAUAUGUCGCUGGCUCCCGUCGCCUUUGCGGCUUACUCCGACCGUGUAUCUGGCGAGGAAAUUUGCGCUCUCAUAUCAAAGAUAUCCGGAAUCACGUGCGAGUAUCGACAAUACACGGCAGAAGAGAUGGAGGAAUCAGGGAAUAACUUGGCAUGCGAGCUGCUGCCGGAUCCGGCAGGCUCGGUCCUGUACGACCCGAAUGUCUUCACUCCCGCUUCGAUCAACGAGACGAUCAAGAGGUACAGCGAUCCGGUUCCCCUGAGUUCCUUUGCAGAUUACCUCAGGACCGUACUUCCCGAACACUUAGCGUCGCUGAGAGCUGCAGCCAACAAGGAACGGGCAGCUCCUCCGGAAGCCGCGAUCCAGCCAGCAAAGGAGGAAGAGGCAUGUUCGCUAGUCGCAUUGCAAGCCUUACGAUCCGAAAGACAGCCGGAGAUGGAGAGCGCCGUCUUGCGCAACGUAUUCAUGGGAGCCCCCAGAUCCAGCGAAUGA